UCGACCUGCUUCCAGCCGGCGGCGGAGCAAAGCUUCACUAUCCAGGCUUCAAUGGAGACUUGGCAGAAGUGUGAGGCCAUUGAAAUGGAAAGUUCAAGCUAUGAUAGGAGACAUAACUAAAAUGGAUGCUAAAAAGCCAAGAAAAUGCAGUUUGACAUCCUUCCCAGUUUUGAAAGCAAGAAAGAAACAAAAUUUCACCUCUGUAAAGGUUGAGAGUAAGCCUUUGGUUCAAGCCCAGAAGCUACCUACCAAGAUCAAGACUCUCAAAAUGACCCAAUUUUUUCAUAAGAAGACAAACACCAGUGUUACGUCACUUCCUUUUGCAAAUCCCAAACCGAAGAAGAACAUGGUUAAAUUCCCUCGUAUUGGCAAUAAACUCCCGCUCAAGCCACUCCUGGUGCAUCAGGAGACUCAAACUCACAGACAGAUGUCAGCCUUUGGGUGUAAGCUUUCAGAAAGGUCUUUCCCCUCGAACAUUAAAACCCAAGAUCCCGAGUCAGAGGAGAAAACACCGAGGAAGCAUAAGAUGCCUCUGACAUCGGCAGAGGCCCUCACAUGUUUUAAGAACCAACUCUCUUCUUAUGAGCAAAGUGAAAUCCUGGGCUACACAGAGCUGUGGUUCCUAGGGCUUGAAGCAAAGAAGCUGCACAUGAAACCUGAGAAUUUCUGCAAGACAAGUUUCGAUGAUGAACAUGGCUCCUACAUGAAGGUUCUGCAUGACCACAUUGCCUACCGCUACGAGGUUCUGGAAAUGAUUGGAAAAGGGUCCUUUGGACAGGUGGCCAAGUGCUUGGAUCACAAAAACAAUGAGUUGGUGGCCUUGAAAAUCAUCAGGAACAGGAAGAGAUUUCACCACCAGGCCCUGGUGGAGCUGAAGAUCCUGGACGCCCUCAGAAAGAAGGACAAAGACAACACCUACAAUGUGGUGCACAUGAAGGACUUUUUCUACUUCCGGAAUCACCUCUGCAUCACCUUUGAACUCCUGGGAAUCAAUUUGUACGAGUUGAUGAAGAAUAAUAGCUUUCAAGGUUUCAGUCUGUCGAUAGUUCGGCGCUUCACACUCUGUGUUUUGAAAUGUUUGCAAAUGCUUUAUGUAGAGAAAAUCAUUCACUGUGAUCUCAAACCUGAGAAUAUAGUGUUAUAUCAAAAGGGCCAAGUCUCUGUUAAAGUUAUUGACUUUGGAUCAAGCUGUUAUGAAGACCAGAAAGUGUACACCUACAUCCAGAGCCGGUUCUACCGAUCCCCGGAGGUGAUUCUUGGCCAUCCCUACAACAUGGCCAUUGACAUGUGGAGUCUGGGCUGCAUCAUGGCGGAGCUGUACACUGGCUUCCCUCUGUUCCCUGGGGAGAAUGAGGUGGAGCAGCUGGCCUGCAUCAUGGAGGUGCUGGGCCUGCCACCAACCCGCUUCAUUCAGACGGCCUCCAGGAGACAGAAAUUCUUUGAUUCCAAAGGUUUUCCUAAAAAUAUAACCAACAACAGGGGGAAAAAAAGAUACCCGGAUUCCAAGGAUCUCACAGUGGUGCUGAAAACCUAUGACAGCUGCUUCCUGGACUUUCUCAGAAGGUGUUUGGUAUGGGAACCUUCUCUCCGCAUGACUCCUGACCAGGCCCUUAGACAUGCUUGGAUUCAUGAGCCACGGACCUUCAAGCCACGACCCAGGCCCCAGAUCCUGAGAAAAUCCAGUCUAUAUUUCCCUUCAGAGGCAAGGAAGGACAAGACUCAAAAUUACCAACAUUUGGACAAAAAAGAUGUAAUCAAAAAAGAGACUACAAUCAAGGUAAAAAAUGGCGGCCCUAAGCAUGUUCAGAAUUCAGGUGAUCUGCAGGGCUCUCUUCAGUGUCCAGCUGAAGGUGUCCAGCUGCCUCAUCUAGUACAAGCUUCCAGAAAGCCAGAGGCAGCUGUCAGGCCAGAGGAGUCCAAGGCCUCCACAGACCAACAAGGCAAGAACUCCUCCCCCAGGAACUUGAACACUUUACCGCCUCUUGUGUGACUGUUGAUGAGGGUGUGUCUUGUUUCUUUCCACCAAUCAUUUGUAUUAGAGAUGGCACUAAUAUUGUACAAUAUUUCACAUUGUUGUUUUUUUAAUGCAUAAAGCUUUUUUUUUUUUUUAAAAAAAGAACAACCUCUUCACAUGGCCAGUUGGCGUGAUUCCUCUUACAUGCAGGAUAAGAGGAUGUCCUUCACUCCCUCCUAACAUCCCUCACCAGAUAAAACAUGGGGUAGAUGUGUGGUGGGGGCUUCUUUUAAUUAUUCAAUGUUAUAGCAUUAGUAGAACCCCAAAUAAAAUUUUCUUCUUCUCCAAGA
Messenger RNA from Talpa occidentalis (Iberian mole), 2304 nucleotides. It is a transcript of the gene DYRK4, whose product is annotated as dual specificity tyrosine phosphorylation regulated kinase 4. Gene Ontology annotation, biological process: peptidyl-threonine phosphorylation; peptidyl-serine phosphorylation. Gene Ontology annotation, cellular component: nucleus. Bases 101 to 1990 code for a protein of 629 amino acids. Gene Ontology annotation, molecular function: protein serine/threonine/tyrosine kinase activity; ATP binding; protein serine/threonine kinase activity. The transcript has 16 exons. The record is from RefSeq and is a predicted model, not a curated record. NCBI's taxonomy places the organism in Eukaryota, Metazoa, Chordata, Mammalia, Eulipotyphla, Talpidae.